Molecule: messenger RNA, 1115 nt
Organism: Chiroxiphia lanceolata (lance-tailed manakin)
Lineage: Eukaryota; Metazoa; Chordata; Aves; Passeriformes; Pipridae
Gene: C7H2orf69
Product: chromosome 7 C2orf69 homolog
Cellular component (GO): mitochondrion
Source: RefSeq, a predicted model, not a curated record
CGCCGCCGCCGCCGCCGCGCUGCUGCGGGGGCUCGGCGGCCCCGCCGCGCUCCACCUGGGCAACGCCAUGAGCCUCUGCGGGGCGCCGGCCGCCUGCGCCGCGGGGCCUGCGGGCGGCGGCGGCGGCGGCAGCAGCGCGGGGCUCUCGGCGGCGCGGCUGAGCCCGCCGUGGCUGCGGCUGCCCGAGGUGCCGGGCGCGGAGCCGCACCGCGCCAACGAGCUGCUGCUGCUGCCGCCGCCCGCCCCGCGCGGCCCGGCCCCGCUGCCGCAGCACCACGUCGUGUACUUCCCGGGGGACGUGCAGAACUAUCAUGACAUCAUGUCUUGCCAUCCAGAAAACUUUCAGUGGGAGCACUGGAGUUUUGAAAAUGUUGCUACCAUACUUGCUCGCCGGUUCCCCAAUAGCUUUAUUUGGGUCAUAAAGUGUUCUCGAAUGCACCUGCACAAAUUCAGUUGUUAUGACAACUUUGUGGCCAGUAACAUGUUUGGAGCACCAGAGCACAGCACUGACUUUGGAGCUUUCAAGCAUCUCCAUGCUUUGCUAGUUAAUGCAUUCAGACUCUCUCAGAAUAUUCUGCUGUCCCAGAAAAGUGUGCAUGGUGUCAGCAAGGAUGCAAAAAUAGCUGCUUGUAAAUCACAGCCGCAGUCUGUUCCUACAACAAAUGGCUGCUCAUCCACGGAAAGGGAGAGAGAUUGUGAAUGCUCCAAUAAUUCUGCUGUGAACUUCAUGAUACCGUCUGCUGUAGGUGCAGUGUCGUUUACUUUGAUUGGCUUCAGUAAAGGUUGUGUGGUUUUGAACCAGCUGCUUUAUGAGCUGAAGGAAGCUAAAAAAGACAAGAACACGGAUGCCUUCUUAAAAAACAUAAAAGCAAUGUACUGGUUGGAUGGUGGUCACUCGGGAGGAAGCAAUACUUGGGUUACUUACCCUGAAAUGCUGAAAGAACUUGCAGAGACAGGAAUUGAAGUUCGCUCAUGUUACACCGUACCAAGUGUUUGACACAAUGAGGUCAUGGAUUGGAAGAGAGCAUGAGAAAUUUGUACAGAUACUUGAAGAAUUUGGUGUGGAAAUAAAUGAUCAACUGCAUUUUGCUGAUGACGUUCCCUCCUUAGAUAAC